Scophthalmus maximus (turbot) is the source of this 3552-nucleotide messenger RNA. It is a transcript of the gene paqr7a, whose product is annotated as progestin and adipoQ receptor family member VII, a. Gene Ontology annotation, cellular component: plasma membrane. The transcript has 8 exons. Lineage: Eukaryota; Metazoa; Chordata; Actinopteri; Pleuronectiformes; Scophthalmidae. The record is from RefSeq and is a predicted model, not a curated record. Gene Ontology annotation, biological process: response to steroid hormone. Gene Ontology annotation, molecular function: steroid binding; nuclear steroid receptor activity. Bases 944 to 2008 code for a protein of 354 amino acids.
GUAAUUCUUCAUCGUGUCUUUUUCCACAACAUCCGCCAUCAUCAGCUGUGGGGGGAAAAAAUGAACUUCAUUUGUCCCACGUCCAGCGGCGUCAAGUGUAACGGCGAGUAACACGGAACGAGGCCGGAACACGGGUGGAGCACAAAGAGAGAUCUCUCCAGCCUGGUGGAGGUGCCGGGGCCGCAGCUAUGUAUCGAAGGAGUUACUGUAUCUGUGGUGGAGACGGAAACAAAGAGGAAACCCAGGGGACGUGCCGGGGGCCCUGUGUGCUCCAUACCGUGUCCCAUUAGACGUGACAGGUGAUGUAUUCUGCGAAGGGGCAAAAACAAACUACUCAGCAAAAGCAGUGAAACGUGCAGCUGGAGUGAGACGGUCUUCUGUGCACGAGAUUGCUACAUGCUCUCCAUCUCCGGGGGUAAUGUCUGAGCCCCGGGUGGAAUGAAGAGGUGGCAGACGGGACAGUUCACAUUCAGCGAAGCUCAAACCCCAACUCUGACUGUUGCUUCAGGCCGAGUGGUUACGUAACAGGCCCUGGAACAAGAGAAGACGGCAGUUCGGUACAAACUGGAUUUGAAAAGGGAAAGAAGACAAAACACCAGUCACUGACAAAGAAUGUUCCAGGAGUCUACACCCACGCGGGCCGAGAAAGGUCUCUCUCUCUCUCUGAGAUCAUUUCAGAUGGUUCGGGACGGGCGCUUUCACUCUGGGCCCCACAAGAGACUCGACCGAGAUGAAUCCAAUUUUGUAACAGGGGGAAAAAAACUUCUUCAUUCUGAUCCACCCGUAAGCGACGCCGACUUGAUCUUUGCCCCCUUCACUCGGCCGGUUCACUCGGAGGAGGAGAAGUUCUCUGUGCGCGGCGGCGGCGUCGGUGGGAACAGGUCGUGUCGUCGUCGGACCCUGAAGAGCGUCACGUCAAGGAACUGCUAAGCUGCUGGCCGUCAUGGCGACCAUCGUGAUGGAGCGAAUCGGGCGGGUGUUCAUCAGCCUGCAGCAGAUCAGGCAGGUGCCCCGGAUGCUGAACGAGGCCGCGCCUUCCAUGCCCGGCACCGUGAGGGACACCGAGGUCCCGCUCUACUUCCGGGACCACCACGUCUGCACCGGCUACCGCCCGCUCGACCAGAACUGGCGCUACUACGCCCUGUCCUUGUUCCAGCGCCACAACGAGACCAUCAACGUCUGGACUCACCUGCUGGCGUUUCUCGUCCUCCUGGUCAAACUGCGGCAGCUCGCCGAGGUCGUGGACUUCGCCGGCGACCCGCACGCGUGGCCCCUGCUGGUCCUCAUCCUGUCCUCGCUGACCUACACGGGCUUCAGCGUCGCCGCCCACCUGCUGGGCAGCAAGUCUGAGCUGUGUAACUACACCUUCUUCUUUCUGGACUACGUCGGGGUGGCGCAGUACCAGUACGGCAGCGCCAUCGUCCACUUUUACUAUGCCGCGGACGAGAGCUUGCACGGACACGUGCGCCGCAUCUUCAUGCCCGCCGCCACCGUCCUCAGCUGCCUCUCGUGCCUCGGCUGCUGCUAUGGCAAAUAUUGGAACCACAGCCGGUCAACGUGGGUGCGCAAGGUGUGCCAGGUGCUGCCCUCGACUAUCGCCUACCUCUGGGACAUCAGUCCCGUGGCACAGCGGCUCCUGUCCUGGUCCACUUCCAGCAGUGACCCGGCCCUUCCCUAUCACUUUGGCCAGGUGGCCUUCUUCCUCAGCUGCGCCGUGUUCUUCACCUUCCCCGUGGUCGAGCGCUGCCUCCCCGGACGCUGCGACUUCGUGGGCCAGAGUCACCAGAUAUUCCACGUCUUCCUCUCCUGCUGCACCCUGUGUCAAAUUCACGCGUCCCACCUCGACUACGUGGGCCGCAGGGCGCUGUACUCCCGUCUGCACGGCGGUGGCGAGGUCGCGCUCUUCGCGGGACUCUAUGUGGUCACCUUGGUCGCGUGCGCGCUGAUCGCCGCCUUCAUGCUGAGGAAAGUCAAACAAGUGAUCGACUUGAAGAGCAAGUCCAAAUAAUAGAUUGGCUGUUGCAGGAGCCGCUGGAUAUGCAAAAUCAUUCGUGUGCCUUUUCAUUCCAGAGAUAUACUGCCUCGAUAGAAAGGGAACUACAUGACGAUACGAGGAGUUAGUAAAGUUUUACUCAGAUGCUCAGAAUCAUUGUUUGUCACAUGUUAGUAAAGGCUGCGCUUUCAGACAUUCAGACUAUCACAAUGUGGAUAUGACUGCCCACAUUUUAUAGAUGCUCACAUCGUAACUAAUGAUACUCUUCAAAAAUAGAUGACAGACAGUUAACAAGCAGCUUUGUUAAUUUAUUUUAAAAUAUCCUACAACAUUGCAAAUACUGUAGAUAUUAGGUUUUGUUAUCGAUAUCAUAUCAUUAACCCUCUUGUGCAAAAACUACUACGUAAGUACAGAUUUUAUAGAAACAUCAACAAGUGUAUUAACAGUGCUACAACAUGUGUGGUGCCUUUGCCGCUGUGCCUCCAGAGACCAGUGUUUGCAGAUCUAUUAGUAAAAUUGAGCAUAAUGCUGAUUAAUUAUUGCAAUAACAAUGUGCUGUUCCUCGCCCUCGAAAUGCCGUCAGUUGAUUACACAGUGUUUCAACUCGUCAGAGGCCGAAGCCUUAGGUCAUGUGAUUGAGAUGUUUGUCGUUGCCACUUGGAGACUUGAACACUUUUUUAAAGUUGUUGAUCAAGUUUGAUAUAAUAGCUCAUUUAUUCAGAUAUGAGUUUAAAUACUGUCUGUAUUUAAGAAAACUAGAUAUUUUAAGAGCAUUUUUAAUAUAUAGUGAAAGGUUUUAACUUUUAAAGAUAUUAAUCUUAUUUUAGGGGGCGGCACGGUGACACAGUGGUCAGCGCCGUCGCCUCACAGCAUGAAGGAGACAGGUUCUUGUUUCGAAUCCAGGUUUUCGGAACCAACAAUCCAACGGGCCUUUCUGCGUGUGCGUGGGUUCUCUCCGGGUUCUCCAGCCUCCACCCCAGUCCAAACACAUGCAGACCGGGGUUAGGUUCUGUCUCGGUAUUUUGGCCCUGUGAUGGGAUUGUCCCCAGCCGCCCUGGGACCCUUAAAAAGGAUAAAGCAGUAAUGACGAUGGAAUGGAAUCUUAUUUUUGAUUGUUUGUUCUAUAUACUGUGUAUGAGGAUGUCGGCAAUCACUGUGAUGUGUCCUGCAGGCGUUUUUUUUCCCACCGCAGACAUUUUGACAAGUCAUAAUAAGUAACGCACACGUGUCACUGAUAAAAAAAAAGAACAAUGACUGUAAAUAAUGACUGUGACUGUGAGCCAACGUGUGCAAUUCCAGGACUCCCACACUGAAGCAAGUAGAUUCAAUUUUUAUUAUUCACACCUGAGCUGCUCCUACUGUGACAUGUCCACAUGUCUGCUGUGAAACGCUCUGAUGAUGAUUUUUUUGUGUGGCUUCUGAGUCAUUAGGGAAAAGUAAGUGUGCGUGUCCCAUGAAUGUAGGUACCGUGAGAAUGUCUGUCCUCUACUACUGACCAAGAUGUGAACAAAAGGAAUGGGAUUGAGUUAAAUAAAAACAUUUUCCUGUGACAAAAACUA